AUGGGACCAAGGCGGAAAAAUAUGAAAAUGUGUUCCACAAGCAGGGAAGUCCCUAUAUGUAUCAUAGUUGCUGAACCGAAGGACUAUAUGAACCAGCUUUCACAUGAAGUGCUAUGCCAUAUCUUUAGGUACCUUCCCCUGCAGGAUAUCAUGUGCAUGGAAUGCCUCUCCAGGAAGCUAAAAGAAGCAGUCACCCUAUACUUGAGGGUGGUGAAAGUUGUGGAUCUCUGUGCUGGCCGCUGGUGGGAAUAUAUGCCUACUGGCUUCACAGAUUCCAGCUUCCUGACCCUCCUGAAGAAGAUGCCAGACAUUGAACAGCUCUAUGGGCUUCACCCCAGGCAUCUUGACAGGCGAAGAGUUCGUGGCUAUGAAGCUUUUAGUAUUCCUGGAGUCUUAGAGGCCUUGCAAGCUUGCCCAAAUCUGCUAGGUGUCGAGACUUCCCAUCUAGAGCUGGUAGAAGCCAUUUGGACGUACAUGCCACAAGUCCACAUCCUCGGGAAGUUUCGCAAUCGCAACGGUGCCUUCCCGAUCCCACCUGAAAACAAACUGAAAAUACCAAUAGGAGCAAAAAUUCAGACUUUGCACCUAGUAGGAGUUAAUGUCCCCGACAUCCCUUGUAUCCCGAUGCUGAGGCAUCUGUAUCUGAAGUGGGUGAGGCUCACCAAACCACAGCCUUUUAAAGAUUUCCUUUGCAUCAGCUUACGCACUUUUGUCAUGAGGAAUUGUGCAGGACCCACAAACUCACUGAAGUACGUCCCCCUGGUCACAGGCUUGGCUUCUGCCCGAAACCUGGAACAUCUAGAAUUAGUUCGAGUUCCCUUCCUUGGAGGUCUUAUCCAGCAUGUUGUAGAAGACAGCUGGAGAUCUGGGGGGUUCAGAAAUUUGCACACAAUAGUUCUGGGAGCUUGCAAGAAUGCUCUAGAAGUAGACCUCGGCUACCUCAUCAUAACUGCUGCACGAAGGUUGCAUGAAGUACGAAUCCAGCCUUCCCUAACCAAAGAUGGUGUAUUCUCUGCACUAAAAAUGGCAGAACUGGAGUUUCCACAGUUUGAAACCCUUCAUCUGGGAUACGUUGAUGAGUUUUUGCUGCAGUGUAAAAUGAUCAAUGCAGAUCUAGUGAAGUACGGCUUAGCUGAUGUAGUUGAAAAUCCAGGAAUCAUCACCGACAUUGGAAUGAAAGCGGUGAAUGAAGUCUUCUCUUCCAUUAAAUAUCUUGUCAUAUACAACUGUCCGCAUCUACAUAACCCAAGCAGUUGGAUCACAGACCAUUCAAGAUGGACUCGGUUGUUUGAUCUCACCUUGGUACGAUGUCAUGCAAUAAAACUAGACUCUUUUAGUCAGUUUAUUGAGUUACUGCCAAGCCUGGAGUUUAUCUCUCUGGACCAGAUGUUCCGGGAGCCUCCCAAGGGAUGCGCUCGAGUAGGUCUGAGUGCCGGUACAGGGAUUGGUGUUUCUUCUGCUUUGGUCAGCAAUCAGAACUCCAACAAUGAAAAUGACAACAAUAACAAUCACCAGAACAACAAUGCAAACAUACAUCAUAACAACCACCAGCAGCCAAAUGACCAGAAUGAGGAGAAUGAGUUGCGGCAGGAGGAACAGGCUGAAGAGCAGCAGAUUGCAGCAGAGGCACUGAAUGAUAUGGAGGAGGUGGCACAGGAAGAUGGAGUGGCUCUGGCAGAGAGCCAAAGCGAAGCCUCUGUGACAAAUCAGGCACUUCUUCCCAUGGAAGUUGAUGAGGAGCAAGCAGGGCCCAGUGGCCUUCAGCCUAAUGUAAAGCUAGCACCUAUUACUGUCCAUGACUCAGAUAGUGAAGAUGAAGAUGAGAACAUGGCGACCUCGAGAUCCUACAUUACAAACAGCAUUGCGCAAAGUUAUUCAGAUGGAGAAGAGAGAAUCAGAGAUCCUGUGGAAAUCCGGGAACCUUCAGUGAGCGGCAAAGGUAAAGCUCCUCUGCGGAAGAGAUGCAACGCCAGCCGGGUGAAGCUGUUCCUUUCGGAGGAGAGCAGCUGCGAAAAGGGCUGCCAAGUCACUAGCGAGCAGAUCAAGGCCGAUAUGAAAGCAGCCAGCGACGUGACCGCAGAGAGGAAUAAAAACAAAGACAGUUACCCUGGCAGUGGCGGUGCAGGGCCUCCAGGGACCUCGACCCCAACUGCUUCUCAGAGCCCUGAUGACACAAGGACAGCUAACAGUUCCAGUGAGGCCCCCGUUGCAGAGGACCCUGGGAAGUGCCUCUGCAGAAGUGAAGGCUCCAACGAGAACGACAGUGAGGAGAGCGCUUUUUGCUCCAGGUGUUCCUGCUACGUAUCCCAGAGCCAACAAAGGAGGACUAACGGGGUGUCUGAUGACGAAUGCCCCUCUACCAGUGGCACUGGUGGCAUGAACGGACCAAACGUGGGAGGGGCAGAAUUUUCACUCAGAACAUUGCCGACCUGUGGCUCUUCAGGGGAGGCCAGCAAUGAGAGGACUAAUGAGAGAGUAUCCGGGUCUGCUAAUGGGCAACAGAGCACUACCCCACAGCAUGGGAGGUAUGAAAUGGAGUUUACGGAAGAUUACCCCCGCAGGCCCGUAACGAGAGCCAGAAGCAGACUUUCCCAUGUGCCCCUCGUUUCUCAAUCAGAAGCAACCAAACCAAAGCCCCGGCAUUCAGUGAAACGAAAACGAACAGCAGACAAGUCCACAAGCACCAGUGAUCCUGUGAUUGAAGAUGAUCACAUCCAGGUCCUGACACUGAAAUCCAAAAACCUUGUUGGGAUCACAUUGACAAACUGUGGCAUAACAGACCUAGUGCUGAAAGACUGCCCUAAAAUGAUGUUUAUUCACGCUACCAGGUGCCGUGUACUCAAGCACUUAAUAGUAGAGAACGCGCCAAUUGUCAAUCGAUUUGACUAUGCUCAGUGCAAAAAACUUAAUAUGGAUCAAGUGCUGGAUCAAAUUUUGCGGAUGCCCCCCGAAAGAAACAGGAUAAUUUACCUUCGCCCAAUGCAGCAGGUUGACACACUGACUCUAGAACAGAAGAUUUUUAGUGGCCCUUAUCCAUAUCACAUCUGUAUAAUCCAUGAGUUCAGUAAUCCUCCAAAUGUUCGCAACAAGGUGCGCAUUCGCAGCUGGAUGGACACCAUAGCAAACAUUAAUCAAGAGCUAAUUAAAUACGAGUUCUUCCCUGAAGCCACACGAACAGAAGAGGACUUGAUAAAAUAUACCAAGUAUCCCUGGGGAAGAGACAUUUAUACUCUUGAAGGUACCGUAGAUGGGGCCCCCUACUCCAUGAUUACGGAUUUCCCUUGGUUAAGAUCUCUCAGAACAGCGGAGCCUAACGGCUACGCCAGAUACGACUUUGAGGAUGAUGAAAAAACUACAAUUUAUGCUCCUCGGAGAAAAGGGCAGCUGUCAGCGGACAUCUGCAUGGAAACGAUAGGCGAAGAGAUCUCCGAGCUUCGUCAGAUGAAGAAAGGUGUGUUCCAGAGGGUGGUAGCGAUCUUCAUCCAUUACUGCGAUGUUAAUGGGGAGCCAGUAGAAGAUGACUACAUUUGAAUGGAAUCGCCUGUAGACAUCCGGCCCUUCCUCCCUUUUGACUGGCACGCCAGCAGCAAAAGCGAGUGGAUUUCUUCCACUGCCUUAGUGCACUGAGAGGUCUUGGAACUUGUGUGUUUCGCAAUUGCCCCCAAUGCCUACUGGAAUAGAGUUUGUAGUACAUGUAUAAUGAGAAGUUGCGUCAAAUACUGAGGACUCUACAUAGGAAAAAAAAAACCUUCCUAAAGUUGACUUUAUUUCAUAUGUUUAUAUAACAAAAUUUAAUUUAAGUUCCAUUUUAAUGAAGGCGACUGAUGGCAAAGGAGAAGAAAAAGUUUGUAUUUCUUAGCCUGUAUGAUUCAUAGCAGUAUUUUUUUUUUUUUUUUGUCCGUCACAAGCAAGCCCCAUAUGCUAUGUUCAGGAGUCACAGGAGUCUUUUAAUCUGUGCCUUUUUUCCUCUUGAGCAUCGAAGAGUCCAAUCUGAGUAAAUCUGUUCAACACUC
This is a messenger RNA of Euleptes europaea (tarantolino), 4013 nucleotides long. It is a transcript of the gene FBXO38, whose product is annotated as F-box protein 38. Gene Ontology annotation, biological process: protein K48-linked ubiquitination; SCF-dependent proteasomal ubiquitin-dependent protein catabolic process. Gene Ontology annotation, cellular component: cytoplasm; nucleus. The record is from RefSeq and is a predicted model, not a curated record. Gene Ontology annotation, molecular function: protein binding. The transcript is spliced from 21 exons. NCBI's taxonomy places the organism in Eukaryota, Metazoa, Chordata, Lepidosauria, Squamata, Sphaerodactylidae. Bases 1 to 3531 code for a protein of 1176 amino acids.